CGCUCAUCGCUUUCGACCCGGACAGAAGUAGUGGUGCACAUGACAGUAGAACCACCGGAUGGCAAGAUAAACAUUGAAUGUGAGAGUUCGUUGGAGAGCCCUUUAUUUCUUUCAUCUUGAAAUAAAUCCACAUUAUAUCAGUGAGUCAUGCCUACAGUGGUGUUGAUGGACGUGUCUCUGUCCAUGACACGGCCAGUGUCACAGGAUGGCACCGAGGAGUUUCAGAGGAAGAACCUGGCUGUCCACGGACUCAAUAUGUUGUUUGAACACAUGGCCUCAAACUACCGCUUGGAGUUCACAGCACUUAUGGCUUUCUCCUCCCUCUGGGAGCUCUUGGUACCUUUUACCAGAGAUUAUAAUGCAUUACAGGAGGCUCUGAGUAACCUAGAAGACUAUGACAAGACCUGCGUUGAAUCAGCUCUUAAUGGAGUUAGUAACGUGGUACAGCAGGAGUGGGGCAGUGCCUGUCCCUGUCAGGUGGUGCUGAUUACUGACGGGUCUCUUGGUAUUGGAAAAGGUUCACUGCGUCAUUCUCUCCAAACACUAAAGCAACGUGGAGAUGAUAAGAAGUUCCCUCUGCCUUUCCCUUUCCCGACCAAAAUGUUCAUCAUGUGUGUAGCCAAUGCAGAGGAGUUACAGAUGACUGGCACCAUGGACAACUUGGAGGAGUUACUUCGACUCAGUGGAGGGGACGGACAAAUCUUCACCAUGGAGGGACCACUUUGCAUGCAGAGUGUACAGGCCAUGUUUGGGAAGCUGAUCGACCGGGCGUACUCUCCCUUUCAUGCUGUCCUACACUGUGGGAACUUGUCCUCAGACGUUCAGGUGUUCCCUCGACCCGAGCCUGUCGUGGUGGAUGAGGAGGUGGAGCCCAUGCCUCUAACAGUCAACACAGAUUUGGAAAUUGUGGGCUUCAUUGAAAUUGCUGAUAUCUCCAGUCCUCCUGUUAUAUCCAGACACUUGGUACUACCUAUCGCUGUAAACAAAGAGGUGGAUGAAGUUGGCACAGGAGCCACAGAUGAGCUUGAGGAGGAAGCUUCUGCCAGUCAAAUGGCAGGGAAAAGUCCAAAUUUCUGUGUACUUCUACAUGGCAGUCUGAAAGUUGAGGGCAUGGUGGCACUGGUCCAGCUAGGGCCAGAGUGGUACGGCAUGCUGUACUCCCAAGCAGACAGCAAGAAGAAAUCAAAUCUGAUGAUGUCUCUGUUUGAGCCUGGUCCGGACCCUCUGCCUUGGCUGGGCAAGAUCUCACAUUUGGGACCAAUCUCAGAGGCUGCUGAAAAUCCCUAUGGAGAGGAUGACAGUAAAAGUCCUUUCCCCUUGCAGCCCCAGGUCAAACGAAGCUAUGCCCAGAAUGUCACUGUGUGGAUUAAGGCCAGUGGACUACAGACUGAUGUGCAGAAGAUCCUGAGGAAUGCAAGGAAAUUGCCCGAUAAGACUCAAACCUUCUAUAAGGAGCUGAACCGUCUUCGGAAGGCUGCCUUGGCUUUUGGUUUUUGGGAGCUCCUGAAAGGAGUGGCCGACCUGCUGGAGAGAGAGUGCACGCUUCUGCCAGACUCGGCUCAUCCUGAUGCUGCUUUCCAGCUCUCCCAUGCUGCACAGCAGCUCAAACUGGCUAGCACCGGAGACUCCCAGUACGCCGCUUUUGAUCACAACAUCGUUCCCAUGCACACUGACUUCUCAAGCUGAGCCGCAUCUGAGUUUGUCAAAACGGACUGUGUGGACCAAUGGGGGACAGCACCUGGUGUAUGCUGUUUAAACAACUCAUCAAGGGGGCAGCUUCAAAAACCGACAUGUGGAGUCAGACUGAUAAUUUACACUCCUCUUGUGACACUGCCUGAACAUGGCAAAACGUACAUAGUGAGGUGUAUGGAAGACGUUGGCAUGUACAUAUUUUUUUACAUGUUUCUUUAUAGAAUCUUUUUCAUAAAUUGACCAGGUUUAGAGUUUGUUUUUAUUCAGUAUCAAAUAACUGCCACGUGUACAGCAAACAUGGGAUAUGACUGUUAAAGUUGGCAUUUCAGGUACCUGUCAAAAAUAUAGAAAACCAGAGUGAGGAAGGGACACAAAUGAAUUUAUUCAUAGCAGGUUAUCACUGAGCAUAAGGGACAAAAAUGCUCUUUGUGUUUCAGCAGUCAUCAGUAUAAUUUUCCCUGAGGUCUGUGGGACAGUUAAGAAAUCUGGAAUGAUAACAAAUACAGUAUUUCUUCAGAA
This is a messenger RNA of Thunnus maccoyii (southern bluefin tuna), 2211 nucleotides long. RefSeq names its product integrator complex subunit 14 (gene ints14). The transcript is spliced from 12 exons. Gene Ontology annotation, biological process: snRNA 3'-end processing. Gene Ontology annotation, cellular component: integrator complex. Lineage: Eukaryota; Metazoa; Chordata; Actinopteri; Scombriformes; Scombridae. The coding region runs from base 148 to 1686 and encodes 512 amino acids. The record is from RefSeq and is a predicted model, not a curated record.